This is a messenger RNA of Xenia sp. Carnegie-2017, 1367 nucleotides long. RefSeq names its product alpha-2-macroglobulin receptor-associated protein-like. The record is from RefSeq and is a predicted model, not a curated record. Gene Ontology annotation, cellular component: endoplasmic reticulum; endomembrane system. Bases 64 to 1041 code for a protein of 325 amino acids. Lineage: Eukaryota; Metazoa; Cnidaria; Anthozoa; Malacalcyonacea; Xeniidae. The transcript has 4 exons. Gene Ontology annotation, molecular function: receptor antagonist activity; heparin binding; low-density lipoprotein particle receptor binding. Gene Ontology annotation, biological process: regulation of receptor-mediated endocytosis.
AAGUGAUUUUAAAGUGAAGAAGUAAAUUAUUUAUACUGAGUUUUUUUUAGGAUUUUCACUGAGAUGAACGUUAAAUUUCUGUUGUCCAUUUAUUACUUAUGUAUAUCUUCAUGGUCUUGUUUUGUUAAAUCGUCUGCCGUGAACGAGGAACAUCCAUUUCGGAUGCGAAAGGUGAGCGUACUUUGGGAAAAAGCAAAACGUAUUGGACUGAGUCAAGAGAAAAUGAACAACUUGUACGUAGAGUUGGAAAGACAGGAUCGAGACGAGAGAAAAUGGAAACAUCAGAAACAUAACGGAAAAGACAAGUAUGGCGAAAUGGAGGCGAUCUUAAGAAGUAAUCUUGUAAAUAUUAUGACAAAAUACGGUUUGGUUGUUGAGAAAAAAGAUAAAGGUAGCGAGCCAACUGGAGAUCAUAUUCACACAAACAGGGUGCAAGAUGGAGCGUUUGUGAAAGAUAAUAGACUUGAGAAGUUGUGGGAGUAUGCCAAAAGCAACGGUGGCUUCACUAAGCAAGAGCUUGAAGAUUUACGCAUCGAGCUGGGUCAUCAUCACGAUAAAUGGAAGCAAUUCAAGGAUUUGGUUAAUUUAGUGUCAUCAUAUGAAGAUAAUGAGAAUGUGGUCGACAAUAGUCUGCCCGAUUAUAAAGAUAUUGCAAAAUUAAGAGACGAGAUGGAUGUAAAACAGAGACAAGUUGAAAAUAGUUAUCGCCGUUUAAAAGUGAAGGUGUUACAAGGAGCUGUGGACGAGGAAUAUCAUGAUUAUCGUGUUCGAGAUUUGUGGAAAAGAGCUAAAGCUCAAGGACUGUCUGGUGAUGAACUUGAUAUCAUUAAGGAGGAACUCCGUCAUUUUGACAACAAGAUAGUCAAACAUGAUGAUCUUCAAGAACAACUUGACUUUGCACAAGAUUUAUUGGACAAAGGACAUGAUCACCUGAAAGGAAAACAUGAAAAACUAACGGCAAAGGUUCAAGAACAUAGGAGAUAUAUAAAGAAACUUUAUGCCACAUAUGACAGCAAAAUUGGACCACAUAAUGAACUGUGAUGAUGGAAGAACAGUUAUGUGUUGGUCAGUUUUUGGACAAUUCCAAAAUGUUUGGUUACUUUGGUAUCAAAAUCCCAAACUUCGGAUUUCAUAGUGUGAAGUUAUAGAUCAGUUUGAAAUAGUUUUUUGCACUCCCUCCUCGGUUAAAGGCUUUAUAAAGAUAAAUACAUAUUACAAUAUUAGUUCAUGUACGGGGGGCGUGCACUAAGUUUCUUGGCGGCUUCUUUUAAACACGAGCAACGCUUUGUUAAUCAAAAGGAUUGCUUUAGUUAUUGAAUUUGAUUGUUUGUCAGUACAAUUAUAAAUGUCCAUGUUUGAAGCUUUCA